This is a messenger RNA of Triplophysa dalaica, 9857 nucleotides long. It is a transcript of the gene ptprsa, whose product is annotated as protein tyrosine phosphatase receptor type Sa. The transcript is spliced from 35 exons. Gene Ontology annotation, molecular function: protein binding; protein tyrosine phosphatase activity. Bases 457 to 6258 code for a protein of 1933 amino acids. NCBI's taxonomy places the organism in Eukaryota, Metazoa, Chordata, Actinopteri, Cypriniformes, Nemacheilidae. The record is from RefSeq and is a predicted model, not a curated record. Gene Ontology annotation, biological process: protein dephosphorylation.
AGGACGUACCCGACUUCACUGGCAGCGGUGGGUGAACGAGGGGGGGAAAGCAAAAGACACCCCCACCGACUGCCCCUGCCCCCUUCCACCUCCAGACCUGAAAGAAAAGUGUGUAAUUCAACUGCAGUACGAGCCGGACAGACCGACGUUUAACGUUUAAAGUCGUUUAAAUCGCUGCCUCGACCUGUUAACGCGCGGCUGGCUGCAGCGUCGUCGACAUGGUACGGACAACCGUUGACUGAAAACUUCGCGUUUUUCUUGGAGUUAUUUGGAUUUUUGUGACCCUCUUUUUUUACAAGGAUGGGACGUUGUGCACUUUAGCGAGGAUUUAUAUGGUCGUGCAUCGAUCGGGACGCGUUUGGAAAAGUUUGAAGUGCCAGACGUCCAGCGUGCAGACCCCUCGUCUCCAGCCUGUUGGGCCGCGCCUGUCCAGCCAGGUCAAAGGUCAUCUGCAAAAUGAUGCCAGCCGGCCACUUGCCCUACCUGCUCUCCCUGAGCGCCCUGCUGCUGUCCCCGCUGCUCACCGGCUCCCUGGCCUUAUCUCCACCAAGGUUCACGAAAGAUCCUGUAGAUAUGAUUGGCGUCUCUGGGGGUGUCGUGUCCUUCGUAUGCCAAGCCACAGGUGACCCCAAGCCAAGAGUAACAUGGAACAAGAAAGGGAAGAGGGUCAACUCUCAGCGGAUCGAGACAAUAGAGUUUGAUGAAGGUGCUGGAGCGGUUCUGAGGAUCCAGCCCCUCCGAGCUCCUCGAGAUGAGAACACCUACGAAUGUGUGGCAGAGAACAGCGAAGGGGAAAUAAACAUCCAAGCUAAGCUGUCCAUUAUUAGAGAGGACCAGCUUCCUGCUGGCUUCCCCAACAUUGACAUGGGACCACAGCUGAAGGUAGUAGAGCGGACGCGCACGGCCACUAUGCUGUGCGCCGCCAGCGGCAACCCCGACCCAGAAAUCACCUGGUUCAAAGACUUCCUUCCCAUCGACCCCAGCGCGAGCGGGCGGAUCAAACAGCUUAGAUCAGGUGCCCUGCAGAUCGAAAACACGGAAGAGACCGACCAGGGAAAGUACGAAUGCGUGGCGUCUAACGUGGAAGGCGUCCGAUACUCUUCCCCAGCCAACCUGUAUGUGAGAGAGCUUCGAGAAGUUCGACGUGUGCCGCCUCGUUUCUCCAUCCAACCCACCAGCCAUGAGAUCAUGCCGGGAGGAAGCGUCAACAUCACUUGCGUCGCUGUGGGUUCGCCGAUGCCCUACGUCAAGUGGACGCUGAACUCGGAGGACCUGACGCCAGAGGAAGAGAUGCCUGUGGGCAGGAACGUCCUGGAAUUGAACAGCGUCCGCGAGUCGGCCAACUACACCUGCGUGGCCAUGAGCAGCCUGGGCAUCAUCGAGGCUGUGGCCCAAAUCAUCGUCAAGUCCUUGCCAAAACCUCCAGGUACACCUGUCGUAACGGAAACAACCGCCACCAGUAUCACCAUCACUUGGGACAGCGGCAACCCCGAGCCGGUUUCCCAUUACAUCAUCCAGUAUCGUGCCAAGUCUCCUGAGAGCAAAUUCGAGACCGUGGAGUCCAUCACCACCACUCGCUAUAGUAUUGGAGGACUUUCUCCAAACACCGACUACGAGAUCCGCGUGUCCGCCUUCAACACCAUUGGACAAGGGCCACCCAGCGAACCGGUCGAGGCGAGGACCGGAGAGCAAGCACCGGCCAGCCCGCCAAGGAACAUCCAGGCCCGCAUAAUCUCCCUGAACACCAUGAUGGUGCGUUGGGAUGAACCCGAGGAGCCCAACGGACAGAUUAAGGGAUAUCGGGUGUACUAUACCAUGGACCCGUCUCAGCCCAUGAGCAUGUGGCAGAUCCAUAACGUCCAGGACAGCGUGAUCACCACCAUUCAGAGUCUGGUGCCCUCCGAAACCUACACCAUCAGAGUACUGGCAUUCACGUCCGUGGGAGACGGACCUUUCUCAGAUCCCAUUCACGUAAAAGUGCUUCAAGGAGUUCCCGGACAGCCGAGCAACUUCCAGGUUGGUGAGGUGUCGGACACAAGCGUUCAGCUAACAUGGGAACCUGCGUUCGAGAAAGAAGGAAUCAUCAGAUACAAACUGCAAUAUGGCGAGACUGGACUUCAGGCGACGGAGAAAACUUUCGGCCCGGCAACUUCCUUUGUGGUGGACGGCCUACGUCCUAACACAGAGUACUCAUUCUCACUGGCCGCCGUCUCCAACAGAGGCACCGGAGCCUUCACCAAAGUAAUAUCCCAAAGGACAUCUCAAGCCAAGCCCUCAGCCCCUCCUCAAGAAAUUACAUGCGCCUCCUCCAGCUCCACCACACUGCUGGUAAGUUGGCGCCCUCCGCCGGCCGACAGCCAGAACGGGCCGCUGACCGGGUACAUAGUGCGUUACGCAGUGGUGGGGGGCGGUGCAGAAAUCAGCGCCGAGCCUGUGGAAGAGCCACCCGUGCCACCCAGCGACGACCAGAUCCUCCUGCAGCGGCUGGAGAAAUGGACCAUGUAUCGGGUCAUGGUGGCCGCCAGCACCAGUGUGGGUCCGGGACCUGAGAGCCAGCCGCUGCUCUGCCGCACAGAUGAAGAUGUACCCGGUGCCCCCCCUCGCCGCGUGGAGGUGGAGGUUCUCAACUCCACCGCCAUCAAGGUGAUAUGGCGUUCCCUGUUGCCGGGUAAACAGCACGGCCAGAUCCGUGGCUACCAGGUCCACUACGUGCUGGUCGAGAAUGGCGAGUCCCGCGGCCUGCCCCUCAUCAAGGACGUGAUGCUAGCUGACGCACAGUGGGAGAAGGACGACACGGCUGAAUAUGAGAUGGUCAUCGGGGGGCUACAACCUGACACCACCUAUUCUAUCACCGUGGCAGCCUACACCACAAAAGGAGACGGAGCCCGGAGCAAACCCAAGCUAGUGGUGACUAAAGGAUCAGUGCCCGGGCCUCCUUUCCUCUCCGUGGAUCAAACCUCAGAGACGUCCGCGCUAGUACGCUGGCAACCCCCAGAGGUCCUCUCGCCGGGUCUGGAGUUGCAGGGCUAUCGUCUGCAGUUCGGCCGCAAGGACGUGAACCCUCUGGCCACGCUUGAGUUCGGCCCUGACGAGCUGGAAUAUUCCGUCAGCAACAUCCACCGAGGGGCCACGUACAUGUUCAAAGUCUCCGCCAAGUCCAAAUCAGGCUUUGGAGACGAAGCAACGAGAGACCUCCGAAUCCCAGAGGAGGUUCCCAGAGGGUAUCCUCAGAUAACCGAGGACACUAACAUCACCUGCUGCUCGCUCCAGUUCUCCUGGGUGCCUCCGGUGCUGGCCGAACGCAACGGCGCCAUAACAGAAUACACGCUGGCUUAUCAGGAGGCCGGCAUGGUGGGCGGACCCAAAGAACUGCGUUUGCCGGCGAACCAGAACAGAUACACCCUCAACAGCUUGAGGCCCGACGCCGUGUACGCCUUGAAAAUUCGAGCACACACCAGUGUAGGUCCAGGGCCCUACAGCCCGUCGAUCCAGUAUCGAACGGUGGCCUUCGAAGCAGACGUCCCAAAGAACUUCACUGUCAAGCUGGUCACCAAGACAACAGCGCUGAUAACCUGGAAGUUUUCAGACAGCCGCAUGCCGUACCGCUGCAUGAUCGAAUACAACAGGCAGAAAGUCGACAUCGAUGCUAGGAUGACCAAAGCUCUCAUCACCAACCUGCGGCCAAACACCACCUACGAUUUCAGAAUCACCUGUCAGGAUAACGCAGAGGACGGACCCAAACACAAGCUCACUGCCCGGACCGCCCCGCCCAUUCUGAUCAGAAAACCAGAGCUGGACAUCAAGAGAGAGCCGGACAACACGCUGACCAUUCUUUUCCCUCCGCUGGAAGCCAGAGAAGUGAUCAAGGUCAUCUUUGUUGUGGUUGUGCCGUUGAAGAAGGGUAGAGGACAAGUGAGACAUUUCAAGAACCCAGACGAGCUGGAUCUAGAAGAGCUGUUGGGCGAGAAGACACUCGGUCAGCGUCACGCCCGGACCACCCGUCAGCUCAAGCAGGUGGAUGGGAAGAAGCCCUACAUUGCUGGCAGCUUCAAACCCUCGUCCAUGCCUCCAUCCUUCACUCUAGGAAACAACAUGGUUUACAGCGGUUUUGAGAACCGAGCCCUUGAACCUGGGCAGGAAUACGUGUUCUUCAUCCUCGCUGAGCUCCACACUGCUGGAGGGAAGACGUUUGCAUCAAGCCCCUACACAGAUUCCAUUACGGCGCCCGACGUGGAUCCUCUCCCCAUUGAUACAGGUGGAGACGGGCUCAUCUGGGUGGUGGGGCCGGUUCUCGCCGUGGUCUUCAUCAUAUGUAUCGUGAUCGCCAUUCUCCUGUACAAGAACAGUAAACGGAAAGAGUCAGAGCCACGGGCGAAAUGUCUGCUGAACAACGCGGAAAUCUCGUCUCACCACCCAACCGACCCUGUGGAGAUGAGACGCAUUAACUUCCAAACCCCAGAUUCUGGUCUAAGCAGCCCACUCAGCGAACCCAGUUUUGACUAUGAAAGUAUGAUGAACCACCCGCCCAUACCCAUCAGCGAGCUGGCCGAACACACGGAGCUCCUGAAAGCCAACGACAAUCUAAAGCUCUCUCAAGAGUAUGAGUCCAUUGAUCCGGGCCAGCAGUUCACCUGGGAACAUUCCAACCUGGAGGUCAACAAACCCAAGAACCGCUACGCCAACGUCAUCGCCUACGAUCACUCCCGCGUCAUCUUGGCUCCAAUCGAAGGUAUCGUAGGCAGCGACUACCUCAACUCUAACUACAUCGACGGCUACAGGAAACAGAAUGCGUACAUAGCCACGCAAGGACCCCUGCCGGAGACGUUCGGAGACUUCUGGAGGAUGGUGUGGGAGCAGAGAUCGGCUACUGUCGUCAUGAUGACCAAACUUGAAGAGAAGUCAAGGAUCAAGUGCGAUCAGUACUGGCCCAGCAGAGGAACGGAGACCUACGGGAUGAUCCAAGUGACGCUUCUGGACACCAUCGAGCUUGCCACUUUCUGUGUGCGAACCUUCUCUUUACACAAGAACGGUUCCAGUGAAAAGCGUGAAGUUCGACAGUUCCAGUUCACUGCCUGGCCGGACCACGGCGUUCCCGAGUACCCCACCCCGUUCCUGGCGUUCCUCAGGAGGGUAAAGACCUGUAAUCCGCCUGACGCCGGCCCCAUCAUCGCCCACUGCAGUGCCGGCGUGGGUCGCACGGGUUGCUUUAUCGUGAUCGACGCCAUGUUGGAGCGUAUAAAACACGAGAAGACGGUGGACAUCUACGGUCACGUGACCCUCAUGCGCUCCCAGAGGAACUAUAUGGUGCAGACGGAGGACCAGUACAGCUUCAUUCACGACGCCCUGCUGGAGGCCGUCGCCUGCGGAAACACGGAGGUGGCCGCCCGGAGCCUCUUUUCAUACAUCCAGAAGCUGGCGCAGGUGGAGACAGGGGAACACGUCAGCGGUAUGGAGCUGGAGUUUAAGCGUUUGGCCAACUCCAAAGCCCACACGUCCCGAUUCAUAAGUGCCAAUCUGCCAUGUAACAAAUUUAAAAACCGUCUGGUCAACAUCAUGCCCUACGAGACCACUCGAGUCUGCCUGCAGCCAAUCAGAGGCCUGGAGGGGUCCGACUAUAUCAACUCCAGCUUUAUCGAUGGAUACAGACAACAGAAAGCUUAUAUAGCCACGCAGGGGCCGUUAGCAGAGACCACUGAAGACUUCUGGAGGAUGUUAUGGGAGAAUAACUCCACCAUCGUAGUGAUGCUCACCAAACUCAGAGAGAUGGGCCGGGAAAAGUGUCAUCAGUAUUGGCCCGCCGAGCGUUCAGCUAGAUAUCAGUACUUCGUGGUGGACCCGAUGGCCGAGUACAACAUGCCUCAGUACAUCCUCCGAGAGUUUAAAGUCACAGACGCUCGGGACGGACAGUCCAGGACCGUGCGGCAGUUCCAGUUCACCGACUGGCCGGAACAGGGGGUGCCAAAAUCCGGAGAGGGUUUCAUAGACUUCAUCGGGCAGGUGCAUAAAACCAAGGAGCAGUUCGGACAGGACGGGCCUAUAUCGGUCCACUGCAGCGCCGGUGUCGGUCGCACCGGAGUCUUUAUCACACUCAGUAUCGUGCUGGAGAGGAUGCGUUAUGAGGGCGUGGUGGACAUCUUCCAGACCGUCAAAAUGCUUAGAACGCAACGACCAGCGAUGGUGCAGACAGAGGACGAGUAUCAGUUCUGCUAUCAGGCAGCUCUGGAGUACCUAGGAAGUUUCGAUCACUAUGCAACGUAAAAAGCCAUUUUGUUCGCCCUCCCCCACAACCCCCCUCCCCCCCGACAGCCUCCUGAGCCAUAAGAACUCGCUUGAAACGACGACAAACACUCAACAUUCGAAUACGGAAACACAAUGGGAAAUUUUUAACGAUUCGACUUUUCGGAAACGCCGUCACGAAUAAUUCCAAUUGGCUGACACGGACCAUAUACACACCCAGCUCACGAGGAGGAAGCAAACGUCACGGCUCAGGCUGUAGGAGGGGAACGAUCGAGGUGUCGGACCACUAACCUUACCUCAAGUGUUCUGAUGUGGAGGACAUGUGUGCGUCAUUUAGAUCCAAACGAACUUUGAACAUUUUACAUAAAACGAUGAAGGAAAUGCCAGGUGGAGAAACGAACAAAACAAGCAACUCAACCUGGUUGGAUAAACGGUUAACUUACGAUUGUGGCAAAAUCUUGCCUCGUUUACUACGGUGGAAACUCGCAGGUACAGUUUUUAAAUGGCGUUUCAAACCCAACGAAAGGAGAUCUUGUUGCAUUUGGAGCGACGGUACGAACAGACGACAAAUGAUUUCUCCAAGCUUCUCCUCCACACAAUCCUGGAAGCCACUUAAGAAGCUAACUGAUUUGCGAAGUAAGUCUCCGACAAGAGACUCGACACGUCUCAAGGCAUUCUGCGUUAACGACGUCGUACGUUAAAAACCCAGUCGCAGUUAACGGUGCUUUGAGGACACGCUAGCAAACGUUUCUGCCGAUGUAGCUCCUCCUCCAUUCUCCUGUGAGCCAGUAGGUGCGCGACCUUAACCGAGAGGAACCGAUUGCAUGAUUCGUCAUGUUGGGACGGCCUUGUUGGGAAAGUUUUCGUUUUCGUUAUUACAGUGUCCCCAGUGACCAACGUUCAUUGCCAUGAUUUCAAGUUUUUGUCUUACACCCGUGUUUUUCGUCCGUCGCUCUCGAUACCAAACAUGCUGCUUUCGCUCCAUUAUGCUGUACGUGUGAGGAUUGUGAUCGAGCGGACUGGAUAGACUCGAGUGAAUGUGUUUUGGUCCCGGUUCUUAAUCCAUUUCACGAUGCCCCAAAACGAAGGAAGACGUGCACUGCCCAUUUAAUUCAGUCAUUUAGUUUUCGAGAGAUUUGCCAGCAGGUAGAUUUUCGCUAAAAAGCAAGAAACGGGCAAUCAUUUACAAAAAUAACGGUACAGCUAUGUUCGGAUGUAUAUUGUUGUGGGUAGGGCUGUUGUACAUGUGCAUGAGUGGGAGGAGUCUCUUCUUAAUCACGGAUUGGCUAUUUUGAAGAAUGAAUUGUGCUUGGAGUGUUCUGAUUGGUGAGAGAAUGAAAGGAGCCGUGUGUAAUCUUAUUUCCAAAAAAGCCUUAUUCUUGUUAACAUCAUAUGAUAAAAUAUAUACGUUGUUGUAUUAUUUUGUUUGUUUAACACUCAAUUGAUUUCAUCGUUUUGUUUUUUUAACAAGAUACUGUACUCAUUUUUUUUCAUUCGCAAGGAAAAAUAAUGCUCAUUUUGCUCAUGUUAUGUUAAAAGACAUUCUAUUUUUUCACUGUAGAAGAGUUACGUGAGAUGUGUUUGUGCGUGUAUACGCGUGGGAUGUAUGCACACACACUCGCACAUAUAUUUAAAUGCAGAAUAUAAAGAUGUAUCCAGAUCUUAUGAAUAGCCUUUUUUGUGUAAUGUUUUUUUUCUAUUUUUCAGAAGGGGGCGUUCGUUUUUAUACCACCAGAAAAUGAUGAAUUGUGUGUAUGAAAUCAUGUAUGACUUGUUUUUUGUUUUUCAGCAGGCUGGGAAAAUGCAUUUUAAGAAAUGCAAAAAUUUCCCAUGAAUCAUUGCGGUCAGAGCCGGAACGCCUUUGAUUUGAGUUCAAGGGCAGAUUGAAUCACUAUUGUUAUUGAUUAGAAAUACUAGUAUUAACUGAAGUAUUACUUUUAUAAGAUGUAGAAUUGAUUUACGAAACGUUGAAAUUGAACAAAAAAAAAAGAAAUAAAAUAAACUACAUUUUGUUACAGCCCAUAUCUGUGAAAACCCUUUUUUUACGUUUUGACUUUUUUUAUUUACUUUACAACCACAGAAUGUUUUGGUAUCAGCUACGAUCCUGGAUAUAAUGACUGUAAAUAAACAAAUAUAUAUUAUAUGUAUUUGUAUAAAUUGACCCACAAGAUUUGUGUCUUUGAACAAUACUGAGAUAAACAAAAGAAGUUUAUGCUAAUGGCAAAAACCUUCCAGAGUUUUGAAAGAAAACUUUGUCUCACACUAACAGCUCUGUUUAUCUGGGAUCCCUCCAUUUCUCUCGUUUUUCACCCGUUCACUCGUUCUUUUCUUAUCUUAGCGGCCACACACUCAAGCCCAGUGGUGAGAGAAAUACUGAAGGCUCUUCUUUUCCCGUAAGUCUUCGGGUGCCACGUCUCCACUUCAUUUUUGGAUGGAGCUCUUUAAUCUAAAGGACGAGUUUUUUUUAAUUAAGCCAAUCAAAAGAAAGAAAUUAGAAAUCAUUUGUUUGGCAUUGUGACAUUAUUUUGUAAAGGUUAAGCAAGUGCAUUAAGUAAUCUUAAAGUAUCAUUGUUUGUUCGAUGUGAAUUAAAGUGGCACCACAAAUACAACCAUGCACAUUCAAUUCCGCAAUUAUCAAAUAAAUCAAUAUGUAUCGCACUUAAAGGAUAUAACAUUUAACAGAAGCUGUUCUCCUUAAAGAAUGUAAAUGACUUUGGUGCAUGCUAACGUUGUAACUUUUUUGCAUUGCGGUAGCGAGAAUGGAAAUGUGCUUAAUUGUUAUAAAAAGUCACAAUGUGAGAGAAAACUUUUUGCAAAAUAUGGUUUCUAAUUGCUCUCUUUUGAUUAAGUAAAAGAUAACACAAGAGGUGUUUUUACCUAUUUUUAUUGUAAUUUUUAUUUUUACCAAAUUUUUGGUCGUUAAAUUUGGAUGAAGAAGGGCUAGCGCAGCCAGUGCCUAUAAAAAUGCCAUACGAGCAGCGAGAGCAAAUUGUCUUCAUUGGUUGCGUGUUUAGCGAUUAGCAAUCAUGACAUCGUAGCUAGCAUACAGAGCAUCUCUCACCACUGCCCCACUGUUCCAUCUCCUUAAUCAUUCUUUUAUUAUAGGUUGUUCAUAGCAAAGAUGUAGAAGUUUAUGAAUGCAUGCCAUGUUUGUAUACUUUUAUUUUUUUACUUUGGGGAUUUUUCGUUACGGGACGAAGUAUGAGAGCGGAGAGAACUUGGAACCUGGAAAUUCCAGCGCUGCCUUUAAAACUGUUGGGAGUUUUGUGUGUUUCAUGAACUUUCGUUUGGAAUCGGACUCUUGCACGAUUGGACUCAAAAUCAACAAUGGAAGAACUUUUUGUCCUACGAUGUUGGACCUUUGACGACAGGAGCCAAACUAAGUCGAACUGAUUAGGGAACAUUAAAUGACGAACCAAUAUACAAAAGUGAACGUAUUAAUACAACGGCCAACAAAAAGAAGAAAAAAAGCCAAACUCGAACGAGAAAAUAGUUUUUAUCGUACGAAAGCCAUGUGCUAUCGCUUUCAAACUGUUAUUUCUGGUGGACACACAAUAAUUGGUUUGAAACCACUGUGUAUGUAGAUAUGUUGACUUUGUAUUAAAGAAAUGUUGUCUGAA